GCUGAAGGCCAAUUGUUUCCUGCCCAUUUAUGCACUGCCCUUCGUACAGCCGCAGACUCAACGCCAGAUAUGGCUGCCCAUUCGGCUCCGUGCUGUCCGGAGCUAACGUGCCACCAGCCAUUGGACCAGGGGCUCCAGGUUACAAGAAACUUUUUGCUGACGAAAAGGAUAAUCUGCAGUUUGCAGAGGAGCAAUAUAAGUGGGUUUUCGAUGGCGUAGAAACCGGAGUGUUGGAGCAAUGGGGCAAGAUACGUGCUAUAAAGUGACCCUAGCAUGGUGCAUUGUUCGGCUACGGCCCCCCGCGUCUUAUGUAGGUGUUUCCUGUCCCGUUGGGCGUUGUGAUCUAGGGAUUAUUGUUAUUAUUUUAAGGACAACAGCUCAGGCAUAUUGAAGGCAAGUUGCCCUGCCAGUAGCUGGUUCCAGUAUGGAUGAAUUCGGCCACCUCGCCCAUUUUGUGUCGUGAUUUAAGGGUUAUCGUUACGAUGGAGGUCCAAGGAUGUGGUAUUAAAUCUCCGCCCAGAGUGAUUAUGUUCCAGGUGUCGCAGCCAACCGAUAAGCGGCACAGCAGCGGCCAGCAAGCGCCGGGUGGUCUUAGCUUGGCAAUAUUCGUGACCCCCCACAGGUGCGAACUCUCACGCUCAUUUUACUCGGCAGCGGGAACGCCGGAAAGAAGCCUCCACCCAAUGGCGGAGCAUGGGCUAUUGGAUCAAAA
This is a messenger RNA of Cantharellus anzutake, 712 nucleotides long. RefSeq lists its product as uncharacterized. The transcript has a single exon. Lineage: Eukaryota; Fungi; Basidiomycota; Agaricomycetes; Cantharellales; Hydnaceae. The annotation marks the transcript as partial. The record is from RefSeq and is a predicted model, not a curated record.